CGGCGGUCAGCUGAUGGGCCGCCCGCGGGGGAGGCCGCGGCUCGAACAUGGCGGCCGAGAUCCACUCCAGGCCGCAGAGCAGCCGCCCGGUGCUGCUGAGCAAGAUUGAGGGCCACCAGGACGCCGUCACCGCAGCGCUUCUCAUCCCCAAGGAGGACGGCGUGAUCACCGCUAGCGAGGACAGAACCAUCAGAGUAUGGCUGAAAAGAGACAGCGGCCAGUACUGGCCCAGCAUCUACCACACAAUGGCCUCUCCUUGCUCUGCCAUGGCUUACCAUCACGACAGCAGACGGGUAUUUGUGGGCCAGGAUAACGGGGCUGUAAUGGAAUUUCACGUUUCUGAAGAUUUUAAUAAAAUGAAUUUUAUCAAGACCUAUCCAGCUCAUCAGAACCGAGUGUCUGCCAUCAUCUUCAGCUUGGCUGCCGAGUGGGUGGUCAGCACGGGCCACGACAAGUGUGUGAGCUGGAUGUGCACGCGCAGCGGGAACAUGCUUGGCCGUCACUUCUUCUCGUCAUGGGCUUCCUGUCUGCAGUACGAUCUGGAUACUCAGCAUGCCUUUGUGGGUGAUUACUCGGGACAGAUCACCCUGCUGAAGCUGGAGCAGAACUCCUGCUCAGUUAUCACCACCCUCAAGGGCCAUGAAGGUAGUAUCGCCUGCCUUUGGUGGGACCCUAUCCAGCGGUUACUCUUCUCAGGAGCAUCCGACAACAGCAUCAUCAUGUGGGACAUCGGGGGUCGGAAAGGCCGGACACUCCUCCUUCAGGGCCACCAUGACAGGGUGCAGUCACUGUGCUACCUGCAGCUCACCAGGCAGCUCGUCUCCUGCUCGGCGGAUGGCGGAAUUGCAGUGUGGAACAUGGAUGUUAGCCGAGAAGAGGCUCCUCAGUGGUUAGAAAGCGAUUCCUGUCAGAAGUGUGAACAGCCCUUCUUCUGGAAUAUAAAGCAGAUGUGGGACACGAAGACACUGGGGCUGAGGCAGCACCACUGCAGGAAGUGUGGGCAGGCCGUCUGCGGGAAGUGCAGCAGCAAGAGGUCCAGUUACCCCGUCAUGGGCUUCGAGUUCCAGGUCCGAGUCUGUGACUCCUGUUAUGACUCCAUCAAAGAUGAGGACCGCACUUCUCUAGCAACAUUUCAUGAAGGAAAACAUAACAUUUCCCAUAUGUCCAUGGACAUUGCGAGGGGACUGAUGGUGACCUGUGGGACAGAUCGUGUUGUAAAGAUAUGGGAUAUGACUCCUGUGGUGGGCUGCAGCCUGGCAACUGGAUUUUCUCCACACUGAUCCUGGAGCUGGAUGGUACGUCUGCUACACGUUACGCACAGCAACUCCCAUGAACCGAAACCCUUCAUGCAGCUCAACAGCCGCUGUCGUGUAAAUGGACAGUAGCCACCUAAAAAAAACAAAUCAAUAUUUUUAAAAAGAAAAUAAUACAUAAAGGUGUAUUCUGGGGUAUUUGUGGAAAUUAUCUGUGGGGAGUAACACCCAAAAGGUCUGUCCAUACCGGUCUCCUGAGGAAUGGAAUUUCCUCAGCAAAACUGCCUCAUGAUCAUUGAGCCAGUGGGUGAGGAGGGCACGGCCAGCAAGUGAAGGGUUUAGAAGGAAAAUGUUUGAACAAAAAGAAUAGUGCUUAGAACUUCUUAAAUGCAAACCCAAGAGCACACAUGGAGUCUACCGAGCGGGUCCUUGAGGCCCCUGAGAGCACUCCAAUACGCAAUCAGGAGCUGGGGGAAGAGCUCUUCUUCAGGGGAGGCGACCAGAUGUAAGAAGCCUAAGCUUGUCAUACAAAUGAUCUCUACACCAGGUUGCUGAUCAACUCCUUCAAGGCACCUGUUCUGUCAGGUCACGUCCUGAUCUGCUCUUGGGUUUGGCUCACUGCAGUUGUUUCUGUCCCAGCCAGUGUCCCAUGGGUGAACCUUUACAGCUGUCAUAUAACAAGACAGCACACGUCCAUCUCUUUCUCCCAAACCUGCUCUGUGGACAAAGCUUUCUUUUAUGGUGCUGUUGUACAAGCCUCCUGACGUUUUUUUCUUUGUAGCUAGUCAUGACCCAUGGCAAACUCAGCCACCACCAUGGUGGUGAUGGGUGCCAGCAGCCCGGUCCAUGGAACAGCCCAGUCUUGCUAACUGAUACAUUUGUUUGCAGUCCCAGGACAAGCCCUUGUGAUAUGGUAGCAAUUUAUGCCCCUCAGAAGUACUCUGGAGCUUUUAUAUUCUGUUGUAGCAACCAGUGUUACUCAUGUGUCAUAGGAAGAAAUCGGUGGCCCAUUGCAGAAAUUAUCAGUCAGGUCUUGUACAGUAAUCCCUAACUUGUAAAUCACUUUUAUAACAUUUAGAAAAACUGUUGUAUGAAAUGUGUUGUCCAAGUUUUGACCAGAUUACCAGGAGAUGUUUAUGUAUUUUUGUGUUGACAGAAAGUAGCACAUGAACUAUUCCAGUAGAGCCGCGGGAGCCUGCUGCUUUCCAGUAGGAAAGGGCUACUGGGUUAAAGGAUAAAUCAUGAAUACCCACAGCAUCCAGGUGACUCUUGCUGCUGGGUAUCAAUUUAAAAUCUCACUGUGGCACUUUGUUGGAUUACGUCAAGAUCAGGGCCAUUCUGCCAGACAGGACUAAGGACUUUAUCAACAUGGCUGACAAGGAGGGGAAAAUCUGUAACAGGCAGUAAAGCUAUGAUGUCUCAAUGGACAAGACACAAAUGGUAAGGAAAGGAAAGGCAGCAGGCAUAGCGGGCUCUAUUUGUAGAGAGCUCUUAACUUCAGAAAUAAGACCAAAGGGUUUUGUUGCCCCCUUUAAAUUUUAUGUCACUUUAACUGAUGAUCUUUCACCGGAUUUCCCUUACACUGUACGAAAUGUGCAUUGCUGGAGUGCUUUGGGCAAGAGAGUGGGUGAUGUUUUGAAACCACAAUGUAGAAUGUUCUUGCUCUGCUCGUUUUAGCUCACCCUAUGAUUCUGCCCACACAAGGGAAAUAGACCUUGGCAGAGUCAUUGCCCUGUGGAAUAGUGCUGAGCUGUGUGUGGUUUUAUUGUCCUAAAAGCAUCUGUAAAAUGUGACUUUUGGAUAUCUGUGGUAGUCGCUUUCUUCUUUUUAAAGCCUCCUAAUGUAAAACCCCAUGCCCCAUAGAAAGCAUGUAGUUGGUUUGAGCCUUUUAGGGGCUAAUAGAAAUCCAGGGGGAAAUUAUAUUAAGGAAGAAUUAGGGGGAGGGGCCUUUGGAGGGAAUGCAGGCUCUUUGAAUGCACUUUGCUCCUCACUUGAGUCUGUGGUCACGGUCUCCUUUCGGAAGUGUUCUUGUCAGGCUCCCCUUACGUGUCACACGUCAGGUAACAAAGGGGGUCAUAUUUUCUAUAGAGGGUGAAGAUUAUAGUCUCAAGUUUACUGACUGAAGGGACAGCAAGGCUCACGCUCUUUGCCUUAUUUGGACUCUGUUGCUAAACAGAUCACUUAAGAGAGUUCCUCAAGGAACAGCUGCUGUCCUUUCACAGACAGUCUGUACAGACAAGGAUCAAGAAGUAGAGGAUGUUAGACAAGAGCCUUGAACUUAGAUCUAGUAUGUAAUAAAGUGAUGCCAAGCCUUUAUUCUCAAUGUGUUCUUUAAUGGUCCUUUAUUAGUUGGUCCUAGUGUUAGCAGUAGGCCUGUACCUUGGUAGAAACCACUUCUUACUCACUAGACUGUAAUUGUUUACUAUGUCCCGGUCUUAACUUGCUGCCUAGUGGACAGAAUAGACACUGUUGUUGUAGACUGUUGCUUUGUUCUCCCGCACAGUGAUUCGGUUUGUUAACAUCUGUAUUUAUUAAAUGUCAAAAUGGGUAAAUAGAAUAGCAGCUCAGAUCCAAGAAGAUAUUUUUGAAAAUCAGGGUUUCAUUAAAAGUACUUUUCAUAUCUCCUAAAUGACAAGUAUCAAGCUACUAUUAAUGAAAAUGAUCUGCUCAUGAUAAAUGGAGGCUUAACAAAUAAGUAAUACAUGCUAAUCUCUGCUGUGUCUGUGCUUAGUUGUUAAUGUGAGCAGAUAUUGAAUGCCUCUCUGUUUUCUGCCGUUUACUACACAGUAACUCUUUGAGUAAGUUGAAGUUUAAUUGUGCAGCAAAUUUCUAUCAAAGAACAAUUUAAAGUGUUUUACUCUGUAACCUUUUUUUCCCGAAUCGGAAAGCAAAAGGUGACAUUAAGUAAUUCAAUUUGUCCUUGCACAGCUGUGUUUCCAUAGAGUUGGGCGCCCUGUGUAUCCUAGAGACGCUAAAAUUCUUGUUCUUUCUACUUGUGGGUUCCGUCUUUGUGGGGCUUUUUAGUUUUUGUUUUGAGAAUACACAUAUAAUAAAAUACCCUUUGCUUGUUCCUUAA
Messenger RNA from Rattus rattus (black rat), 4329 nucleotides. It is a transcript of the gene Wdfy1, whose product is annotated as WD repeat and FYVE domain containing 1. The transcript is spliced from 12 exons. Bases 48 to 1280 code for a protein of 410 amino acids. Gene Ontology annotation, molecular function: metal ion binding; protein binding. NCBI's taxonomy places the organism in Eukaryota, Metazoa, Chordata, Mammalia, Rodentia, Muridae. The record is from RefSeq and is a predicted model, not a curated record.